Messenger RNA from Funneliformis geosporum, 351 nucleotides. NCBI's taxonomy places the organism in Eukaryota, Fungi, Glomeromycota, Glomeromycetes, Glomerales, Glomeraceae. The record is from the annotation of a GenBank genome assembly.
AUGAAAUCUUCGAUAUUUUUUGCAAUCAUCUUUGGUUUACUGGUACCUCUCGUUCAAGUCCAAGGCCAUAUUGUAUGGAUACAAAACAAGGUAGUAUGGAAUACUAUUACUGAGACUUCGGCCGUCAUCGUAGACAAUCAAGGAAAAUGGAAUUAUAUCGAUGACAAUAGGGCAUUUUCUCACGAAGGUUAUCAUUUGGAAAUCCCUGAUGAUAUAGAAGCAUUUUCGCUUGUUUUCAUAGUUGAUUAUAGACGUUUUGAAUAUAAAAUGAUCAACGUCAAAAAUGAAGGGGAUCAAUGUUGGCACUAUCAUGGUAAUAAAUAUGAAUGGGAAGUAUAUCCAUGUCCGUAG